Molecule: messenger RNA, 1690 nt
Organism: Clarias gariepinus (North African catfish)
Lineage: Eukaryota; Metazoa; Chordata; Actinopteri; Siluriformes; Clariidae
Gene: tyw2
Product: tRNA methyltransferase 12 homolog
Exons: 8
Coding region: 94-1341 (415 amino acids)
Biological process (GO): tRNA methylation
Cellular component (GO): cytoplasm
Molecular function (GO): tRNA methyltransferase activity
Source: RefSeq, a predicted model, not a curated record
GCUGUAGUGUAUUUUCGGUUUAACUAAAAGUUCAACUUCAUCUGUCUGUCAUCUGUCAAAAGUGGUUUAUAAUAUGGCAGUAACCGCUCACAAAUGGAUUGCAUCACGGCUCUGAAGGUGCCACAACGUCAUGCACAGCUUUACAAAAAACAUUUGUCAGAGAAUGGUGCUUUAGACCAGCAGUACUGUGUACAAAAACACACAGAUGGAACAGUGACUAUCCCAGUCUUCACAUCUACCCUGUCUCACCUGGACCCUGUCACACUGCAGAGCUCUGUGGCUCCGGACAGCUUCUGUGAAAUAGUUCAACUACAGGAUCCUCAGCUGUCCAAAAAAAGCAAAGCGAAGCCGUGUCGAGAGAGAAUGAUUGAAGUUCUGCAGGAUCUGGUGGCUACUAAAGGACUGAAAUGGAGUAAGGAAUUUGAAGAUGACAUUCCCAAUGGAUGGCAAAGACAUGGAGAUCUGCUUAUGUUUGGUGAUGGGUGUUUUUCGCAAGCAAUCUGGAAAAAAAUCGGCUCUGAGUUGUGGUUGGCUGUUGCCCAAGCACUGGGCGUGACACGUCUAGCACAAAUAAAACACAUUUCCCAGGAUGGGUGGCGAACACCAAUGGUAACAAUGCUAUUAGGAGACAACAGCUAUGUAACUCACAUUGAUAACCACAUCAGGUACGAAUUUGAUGUCACCAAGUGCAUGUUCUCCUUCGGAAACAUCACAGAGAAACUGCGGAUAUCUUCCUUUGACUGCAGUGGAGAGACAGUGGUUGACCUGUAUGCAGGGAUUGGCUACUUCACCCUGCCGUAUCUGGUCCAUGCUCGUGCUGCCCAUGUACAUGCAUGUGAAUGGAACCCCGAUGCAGUCUCAGCUCUGCGAAAAAACCUGCACAUUAAUAAAGUAGCGCAUCGUUGCACUGUGCAUCAAGGAGACAACAAACAACUGUCCCUGACUGACCUAGCUGACCGAGUGAAUCUAGGCCUGAUACCAAGCUCUGAAGAGGGCUGGCCUGUGGCAUGCCGUCUCCUGCGCAAAGACACUGGUGGAAUAUUGCAUAUCCACAACAAUGUAACCACACCGAUCCAGUAUCAGAGUCUUCAGCCAUCCUCCAGUUCAAUGAAAGAUGGACAGCAGUCUAUAAAUGGAACUCAAAACAUUUCUAGAGACAGAGAAGUGUGGAACGACUGGGCCAAAAACACAGCAAUCCACAUCGUCAACCUUUUGAGAGACAACACAAGAGCUGAAUGGAGUACCAGCAUUAAGCAUAUAGAGCAUGUGAAGUCCUAUGCACCUCAUAUACAUCAUAUCGUAUUGGAUCUGGAGUGUAGACCAGUCAAAUAUGUUAACUAAUGGUCUUCUUUUUGUAUGCAACAUAUUUUUAAAAAUAUGAAAACAGAAUAAAAAAAUAUUCAAACUUUACUUGGACCUAUGUAGGGCACACUGGAAGCUAGUCUCUAUUAAUAGUAAACAAAUCAUUACAUUAGCUAUCUUCCCUGUAGCAUUCAUUUGAAUUUUCUAUUGAGCAGUGGAAUAAUAAGCUACUACUUUAUAUGUUUGAGUGUGUGUACAGUGUUUCAGCAUUCCUACACCAAACUUUCUCAUACUGGCGUCAUAAAUUUGUAAUAUAUGAGGGGCAUUCAAGUCAAACCCGGACUUGUGGUGAAGUUUCUUAUAAAUGAAGGUGUAAAACCGAUUUUAA